AUGGGGACACUUUGGUUUGGAGAAAUCAAGAAACAAGCCUCUUUGUUUCUUCAUGACAAGUACAAUGUUGCUAGACUUGUUCUCACCGAUGUUACCGAAAUUGAGCUGUUAGUAGAAGAAGUGACAAACGAUGAUCCUUCUUCUCCAGACGCUAAAACGAUGACUAAAAUAGCCGAGGCAUCGUUUAAUACAGUGGAUUACUGGAGAAUCGUGGAUGUCCUUCACAGAAAAAUAGGAAAAGGGGAAGGAGAGAUGAAGAAGUGGAGAGAAGCUUACAAGGCCAUGGUGUUGUUGGAGUUCUUAUUAACACAUGGUCCUCUUCAUUUGCCUCAUGAUUUUCUUUACGACUUGGACCAUAUUCGCUUCCUCUCAACCUUCCAAUACGUUGACGAUAAAGGGUUUGAUUGGGGAGCUAAGGUACAAAAGAAGGCGGAUCAGAUUCAAACACUUCUUCUAGGGAAAGAAGAACUAAGAGAAGCUCGUGCUAAAGCUCUCAAGAUCACCUCCCAAAUCAAUGGCUUCGGAAACUCCACAUGUUUCUCCACUCCUCCUCCGUCUCCUUCACCGGUCUCACCCUCGAGCUCCGGUACAACACUUACCGAAAGAGAAGCUAUGUCCGAGUCAGAUUCAUUGAUCGGCGUGGAUGACAAGAGGAACCGAGCCGCCGGUGAAGAGACGCUGAUCAGCGGAAUCUGCUCUAAGCUCGCCGGUUUUAGCCCUCUGAAGAAACUUCACGGCGGUCAUACGGCGGCCGGAUUUCAAGCGUUGUCGAACGUUGAGAGAGUUUCAAGUAAAUGUUACGACCGCCGCAAUUCUAUUGGCUACUGAUUAAAUUUGAUUCUUUGUAAUAAAAAAAAAAGAAAACGGUUCUGUUUUU
This is a messenger RNA of Raphanus sativus (radish), 877 nucleotides long. RefSeq lists its product as uncharacterized. Gene Ontology annotation, cellular component: endosome; plasma membrane; clathrin vesicle coat. NCBI's taxonomy places the organism in Eukaryota, Viridiplantae, Streptophyta, Magnoliopsida, Brassicales, Brassicaceae. The record is from RefSeq and is a predicted model, not a curated record. Gene Ontology annotation, biological process: endocytosis. The coding region runs from base 1 to 828 and encodes 275 amino acids. The transcript is spliced from 4 exons. Gene Ontology annotation, molecular function: clathrin binding; phospholipid binding.